AUGGUCUUCACCGAUCUCCUCCUGAACGACAGCACCCCGGAACUUCGAAAGUUCCCCUUCGGCGUGUUGGCCGCGCAGCCCGAGGAGGUGGCAGCCGACCUUGUCCCCAAGAUCAUCAACGUCAGCGGCAACGGCAAGUCGGUUGAGUUCCUGACAGUGGACAAGAUUCUCACCAAGUUCUUUCAGAGGUUUAUCCUUGGCGAGAAGUCCAAGUACAUCGAUGAUGAUGGGAACGUGAUCAAAAUGCCUGGUGCGGACUAUGCGGACAAUGGCGUGCGGGUCCUUUACAACGAUAUGAAGUGA
This is a messenger RNA of Cladocopium goreaui, 303 nucleotides long. The record is from the annotation of a GenBank genome assembly. NCBI's taxonomy places the organism in Eukaryota, Dinophyceae, Suessiales, Symbiodiniaceae.